UUUCCUCCUCCGCCCGCCCUCUCGUUCAAGUUUGUCCCUCUGCGCGAUCCGUUUGUCGUCCGAAGAGAGGAGGAAAAAAAGAAAAAGAAAAAGGCGAAGACCGAGAGCGACGCUUGCAGCUGAUGUACCGCUGGCUCAGAAAUGGAGGGCGACACCACUCUCCGGAGAAUAAAACCCUUCGGGACUCAACAAUACGUCGCUCAGGAUAAUAACGGAGCCCAGGACCGCUGCGAGAACAACGGCUACAACGGUGAGCCGAAGAGGAAGCCUGAAGUGAACCUUUACCUGCUGCGAGAAGGGCUCGCAGCUUCCCUGGUCUCUGUGUUUAUUUUGGUGCUGUGGGCACUCGUUCACUUGUCUUUGCAGCAGCUUGUCAUUGGAAAACCGACGGGCGAGUUCAACGCAGUGAGAGCCAGGCAGCACUUGGAGCAGAUUACUAGUGCUGGCCCUCGGCCUGUGGGCAGCCAGGAGAAUGAGGUCCUGACUGUGGGAUACCUGUUGAAGCAAAUCGAGGACAUCCAGGUCGAGACCGCCGCAGGGCCUCAUCAACUCACGAUUGAUAUUCAGCGUCCCACUGGGACCUUCUCCAUUGAUUUCCUCGGAGGCUUCACUAGCUUCUAUGAUCACAUCACCAACAUUGCCGUUAGGCUGGAGCCCAAGGGUGGUGCGCAGCACCUCAUGCUUGCCAACUGCCACUUUGACACAGUGGCCAACAGUCCAGGUGCCAGUGAUGAUGCAGUGAGCUGUGCAGUGAUGCUGGAAGUCCUCCAUUCUCUGGCCAACCAGUCAACCCCUCUUAACCACGGCGUCAUCUUCCUGUUUAACGGGGCAGAGGAAAAUGUACUGCAGGCCAGUCAUGGUUUCAUUACCCAGCACCCAUGGGCCAAGCAGGUGCGAGCCUUCAUUAAUUUGGAGGCUGCAGGUGUUGGUGGCAAGGAGGUUGUUUUCCAGACAGGUCCAGAGAACCCGUGGCUGGUCCAAGCCUACGUGCAUGCAGCCAAACACCCCUUCGCCUCUGUGGUCGGCCAGGAGGUCUUUCAGAGUGGUGUCAUUCCCUCAGAUACGGACUUCCGCAUAUUUAGGGACUUUGGUAACAUCCCAGGCAUUGAUCUGGCUUUCAUUGAAAACGGCUUCAUCUACCACACCAAGUACGAUACAGCUAACAGGAUCCUAACAGACUCGAUACAGAGAGCGGGUGACAACAUCCUGGCCGUUCUGAAGUAUCUGGCAAUGUCAGAAAAGUUGGCUGAUUCCUCAGAGUACCGCCAUGGCAAUAUGGUGUUUUUUGACCUGCUAGGUGUAAUUGUGGUAGCUUACCCAGCUCGUGUUGGCACUAUCCUCAACUACAUGGUGGCCACAGCUACGUUCCUCUACCUGGCCAAGAAAGCCUCAAUGCCUGGCCAUGGAGGUGGGCGCUAUGUUCGAGACCUGGCCUGCGCCACAGGUGUAGCAUUGCUCAGCUGGUUUGUCACCCUGUUGUCGGUGCUGAUUGUGGCCCUGCUUGUCACUCUGUUGGGCCGCUCCAUGUUUUGGUACAACCACUUCUAUGCCUCAGUCUGCCUGUAUGGAGCUGCAGCCACUGGCAAGAUGAUACUCAUACACACAUUGGCCAAGAACCUGUACUACGGGGGCGUCCGCCUGGUAGAGCUGGGUGACCUUUACUUUGACGUGAGCUUGCUGCUGUGGUGCUGCAGCCUGGUGUGGUUGACCCAACAUGGCCUGUGUUCAGCCUACGCGCCCAUGCUUAUGGUGGCUUUCCCCCUGGCCACCAGACUGCUGCUGGCAAAAGAAUUCAAACACAGAGGAGCAUCAGCGAAGUACUGCGUGCUGUACCUGCUGGGCCUGGCGUUGCCAUAUGUGCACUUCAUGUUUCUCAUCUGGGUGGUGUUUGAGAUUUUCACUCCCAUCAUGGGGCGGAGUGGCACAGAGAUACCCCCCGAGGUGGUGCUGGCCUCCUUAGUCACUCUGGCAACCAUCUUCCUCUCCUCCUUUUUUCUGCAUUUUAUCUACUUGGUGCGGAGCACUAAGCGGAUCAUGGCAGGUCUUGGGUUCGUCUUCACCAUCAUGUUCCUGUUGGUGUCCUGUGGCCUCUUCUUUCCUUAUUCGGGCGAUCUAGACAGUCCGCGGCCAAAGAGAGUUUUCCUGCAGCAUACAACACGGACCUUCCACAAUCUCCAGGGCCAAGUGGAGAGCCGAGACUCAGGUCUGUGGAUAAACAGCUUUGACUACACGGGCAUACAGCACAUCACACCCCACAUCCCCGAGAUCAACGAAACGGUUCGGACCCGCUGCAGAGAGGACCGACCUUUCUGUGGUUAUCCCUGGUUCCUGCCUGUCAAGUUCCUCAGCAGGAAGAACUGGUACCUCCCCACUCCGGAAGUGUCUCCGAGCUCUCCGGUGGAGUUCAGCCUGCUGUCCAAAGAAGAGACGAGCUGGGGAACGAUCAAGAUGACAUUCAGUGCGAAAGGCCCGAGCCACAUGUCUUUGUAUCUAAUGCCUCAUCGAGGAGCCAGCCUGUCUACCUGGUCCUUCGGUGACGGGACGCCUCGAUUUGACCUGAGUGGAGAAUAUUUUAUCUUCUAUUCACAUGGCCUUGACGCCCCCACAUGGACCUUCUGGUUUGAAAUACAGCCUCCCGCAGACCCUGACCCAUCUGGCCCCGAGGGGAUCGUCUCAGUCGCCAUCUCCUCCCACUAUUUCUUUGGGAAAGACCAGAGGACUGCUCAGUUGGAGGAAAUGCUUCACAGGUUCCCCACGUGGGCUUUUCCCUCUUCCUGGGUCAGUACCUAUGACAUGUACCGAUACUGAGGAUGUCACACAUCCCACGAGGCUGCUGCAGAGGAGAGCUUUGGCCCACCGGGCUCCUCGAGACAGAUGUAGAAGAGAUUACAAGGAACAAUACAGAGGAGCGACCCCGCUGCCUUUUCACUCAAACUGUAACACACACAACACAUGCGAGCUCCACCCCAGCCAGCCUGAGAGACCCCCACCACUGUGUCAGUAGGCACUGUAGUUAACCAAGGAGAGAUGCUUGGUGCUGUGCUCACUCCCGGGUUAGUGAAAGGAAGGGGUUAGUUGUUUUUUUUUCUGUUCUCUACUUGUUCGAUCGUGCCUUUUGCUUUACUCGCUGUAACUCGCUUUUCCUUUCGCUCACAUCCACCCCCGCUCUUCCUCACUAACGCCAGUGCUCCUCCCGAACAACUAACACCGCACGGCUACCUCCACUGCUCUUUAUCAGCAAAACCACUCUGGACAUUGUCAUAUUAAAUGUGUCUACCAACCGCUCCGUGCAUCGUAGGGUGCAAUAACACAUGAUGAAUGAGUUCAACCUGUUCUCUCCUCCUCUGAAGUUAACUGGAUACUUUGAAAGUCACUUGUCAUUAACCUGCUCUUGUUUUAAUAGUUUUUGAUUUACUGACUUGCCCUUCUUUACUAAGACCACUCAUUUAUUUUUUUUUUUUAAUUUUUGGAGCCACGCGUUUUAACGAGGAAUGUAACACCUGCUUAAACUGUCGGAGGACAUGGCGUGCAGACAGAAAACUGUGUUAAAUGAAAACAGAUGUCUGAAUUCAAGCUGUUCUGGAAGUGGUGGUUAAAUCUGGAGGGCAGUGUAAUUUCACUUGACGUGUUUAUGCAGUUUAAUUUUGUUUUAGGGUUUAAAAUUGUUCAGGAUUACCCCCCACCCCAGUCCACAGGGGGGUGUACCUUUGCAUCCGUUUCACAUUUGUUCUUACUGUAGUAAUAACUGCACUUUUUUUUUUUUUUUUUUUUAAGAGCAAGGAAAAAAAAAAGGAAAACUUGACUAUGCUUCCAGCCGUCUCCAGCAGUGACUAACAAAUCUUUUGCUUCAUUGAUUUUCAAAUGUGAUCCUCUGCUUUUGUUUAUUGCAUCUGUAAGCAAAAGAAAUGCCUUCCCGGGUCGUGGGUCAGACAAUUUAAGGCGUCUGAAAACCUCGGGAAUCUGGGAUUGGCUUUUAUUCCCACUUUUUGAUUUUCCCUUUCUUGAAUGUAAAAUCAGCUGCUGGAGAGGGCUCAGUUUUAUUUGUGCUGUUGUUUUUUCUGUAGCUCACAUCCACAGUCUGCUUCACAUGGUACCAUCACUACCUCCGGACUGAUCAAACUCAACACCGAGAUAACAGUUUCAGAUUGAAUGUUACUGUGGGAAAGCUUUAGAGGAGAUUUAGCUAACAAAAGUUAACUAAUGUUGAAAAGGUUUAUAAAGUGUCACCAUGCUUAUCUGUGGGCUACAUCCAUUUAUAGAUGUCCAUAUCUGUGUUUUCAGAAAGUCUGACUUCCCUGCGUCCCCAGGUUUGACUCCUCUUUAAAGGAGUCAAAGGUGGAAUCGGGUUGUUGACUAAUGAAGCAAAAGUCUUUCGUCCGCCUCGAGUCUAGCUAGCGAGGUGUCACCGUGAACCACGUUGUCUGUUUGCCACAAAACGAGAAAUCACAAUGAAAGGAGGCCUUAAAGUUUUGCUUCCAAAGACGCACAAAACGUUUACUGUUGUGGACACAAACAUCUCAGUGGUCUUAAAAGCUAUCAAGUGCCACACUGCAAAGCAUUUUCAUGCCCGUGGAUUGUUAACAUCCAUCACAGCCUUCAGCAGAUUGUCCCACUGUGCUUUUUUUUUGAAAGUCAAACUAUUUUAAAGUCAUAAAAUUCAUAUUGAGCCACUCUGUAGCUAUUCUGGAGUUAUAUCUCAGCACGUGAGUGGAGUUUGUGUUCGUGUCGCCUCACAGGUCAGAUCAAAUGAUAAAAGACUUCUUUUUACUGGUUUCAUAGCAAUGAAAAAAAAUUUCAGUCUUAACUUUGACGACAGGCACUUGAAGCGCUUUGACUCCACCUGCUGAGGAAGCCCGUGUGAUGCAGGCGAGAGCGCCUGCUUGGACUUUUUCACCUCAUCAGCUGAUUCCUGCAAAGAUCAGCGAGACCUCAGUGCUCCUUCAAAAGGACAAAGAUUUAAUCAAAUUAGAUUUUUGCUUGGUGGUGAUGUAGUUUUUGCUCUCACUAAAGUACCAUGCCUAUAUACAUUUUGGUUUUUUGCCAUUUACCUCAUAACGUUCAUCACCUCACCCCUCUGAUGAGUAAACAUGACAUGCUGUUCACAUUUUGGGUGUCUGCAGUUUGAGUGCGGCACUAAAACCUGGGAGGAAAAAAAAAAGUCCAGUCUUUUCUGAUCUGUCCACUGACGGCCGACUCUGUACUUGAUCCUGCUGCUCCAGACUGAAAGAUGGAUUUUUUUUUUCUUUACUAGGACCAGUAAAAAGUCUCAUUUUGUCCUGAGCAGGUACUGCUGUAAUAGAGGGGCAGAGCGGGGAAAGGCUGAGAAAUGGCUCACCCUACACUGCUGUUGCUCCCAGUGUUCGAGAGCUUCAUACGCACUCCUUUUCAGAUGUGAGUGAUUUGAAUUUACUAUGCGUUACUAAUGUGUUAGUGUGAGCUAGUGUAGGCUGAGAGGCUGACGGGCACUGCACUGAACGUUUUUGGUGAGCGUGAGUUCAGACUUUGGACUUUAUCUUCUUCACACAUAACAGUCUAGGUAGAAGUCCAUAUCAAGUCAAGAAAUACGUUCUUUAACUGUGGGAUACUUUUAAAUAUCUUAAUGUGAUAUCUAAAAAUAUUACAUUUGAAGUUUUGGGGUUUUUCUUUCUUUAAAUUGACCUUUCAUCCACAUCUGUAACUGUUAGUUUUGUUCUUAGAGUUGAUUUCUAACAAGAAUGAUUUUUUUUUUUUUUUUUAGCGACCGUCACAUAACCGUUAACCUUCUUCCUUGAAGUUUUUUGUUUUCUUAGUUGGAACUGUUGACUGUUGAGCUUUGGAUUAUUGGGUCUGGUUAACAGGGUAUCCAUGUAUUCAAUUUACGGGAUGAUUUCACAUUAUGCAAAAAGUUUGAAUUAAUUUAACACUUGUACAGCAAUUAAAAAGCUUCUUACGUUUAA
Molecule: messenger RNA, 5936 nt
Organism: Pelmatolapia mariae (spotted tilapia)
Lineage: Eukaryota; Metazoa; Chordata; Actinopteri; Cichliformes; Cichlidae
Product: endoplasmic reticulum metallopeptidase 1
Exons: 15
Coding region: 142-2808 (888 amino acids)
Biological process (GO): proteolysis
Molecular function (GO): metalloexopeptidase activity
Source: RefSeq, a predicted model, not a curated record